AUGGCUAAAUACCUAGCGCCCACCGCCGCUAUUGGAGCACUGUAUUCAACAUAUUUCGGGCUCAAAAAGACUGAUGACGUUCAAACGAUCAAGUCCAUCGACGAGGCGAUACGCCAAUUGAAUGCUAAUGAAAAUACGGAUGAUGCGUUGCGAUUUAUCUCGAAGUUUGACUUUGGAGCACAGCCCGUCUACUUGUCACAACUAUCUACGCGUUCGCUCGGAAUUCUGGCCGGUCUGGGCUCCGAACUGAUCCACAGCUCACGGGUGAACAUGCAACGCUGCAAACAAGAGGCCAAUGACUACUUAUUUCAAAAGAUCCUCAAACAGGUCAGCCUUGGCCGAGACUGGGACAAUGAAGUUGAUUGGCUGUCGCGUUCCCCGUGUUCUGAAGAUGAUUUAUCAUGCGAGGAUUGGCAGGUAUGGAGACCUCCACAAAUUGAGCGCUUUUAUCGAAUAUUGUACAAACUUUUCCGGGAAACCGAGAAAGGCGCCCUCCCAACCCUCAAUGUAAAUAUUGUCGAUUUUUUGUACAACGCCUACGCACUUUUUGCGGACAAUGUGCCCGAAGUGGCAAUGCUCAUCUUGAAGAUUUUGGGUAACGUCGCCUUGAUGGACGUGGUUUAUGCAGAACGUAUCUUUUCUUCAGAAUGGUUAAUGAUUCUCUCUUCACUAGUCACGCAUGGAGAUACGCUUGAAAAGCGCCUGCUUGCACAUAAGAUUUGCCGCAACGGCUUACAUGCUCUUGAUACUGUGCCUUAUAAGCUUCAUUCUGAUGUAUACGAAUUACAUGUGAGCCCGGGAAAGAUUGAGGUUGACAUUGUACUAAUACAUGGCUUAUGUGGAAGUGUAUUUUAUACAUGGCGACAAAAAGACAACAAAAGCGCGUUGAUAUCGGAAUGUUGGCCAAAGGACUGGCUUCCUCUCGACAUCAACGAGCCAAUUCGCAUCUUAGGAAUCGAUUAUCCGUCUUUCUUGUUGAAUAUGUCGGGCUCGGCGGAGAGUUUUCCGGCUAGAGCAGAACGAUUCGUGAAUCGGUUGUCUUCUGCUGGCGUCGGUUGUCGGCCAGUCAUCUUCAUUUGCCACUCGAUGGGCGGGCUACUAGCGAAAAAGAUGCUGCUCGAGUCGGAAGAAUUGAGAAAGAAUACGGUCGGCAUCCUUUUCAUGGCCACUCCUCAUCGUGGCAGCCCCAUCGCCGCGUGGAGCGACUAUUCUCUCUUCUUGGCACCUUCGGAAGAUGUCACUUUCCUGCGUGUGAACAAUGAAGUCAACGAGAAGCUGAACAAGGAUUUCGAAGGUGUCGCCAAGGACAUCUCCGUUAUCACCACAAUGGUCGAAACGAAAGAAUCAGCGUUGAUUGGCACAGCAAAAGGAUUGGUUGUCCCUGCUGAAUCGGCUGUUUUCGGUCAAGGUGUGCUCUACCAUAUUGACGCGGUACAUCACGAGGUGUGUAAGCCCAGCGAACGAUCAUCUCCUGCAUACCGCGUCAUUCUCAACUUUCUCCGCGACUCCAUAGCCAGCGCCCGAAAACGAAAACCACCGCCGAACGACAAAACGAACGACCCGCCGAGCAGUCAUCUCGACCACUCCAUCCCCGUCCAUCAU
Molecule: messenger RNA, 1602 nt
Organism: Mesorhabditis spiculigera
Lineage: Eukaryota; Metazoa; Nematoda; Chromadorea; Rhabditida; Rhabditidae
Source: the annotation of a GenBank genome assembly